UCUUCAUCUGCUGUGUUGAAACAAGCAGAGGGAAGACGCUUGGCGUUGCUACUCCCGAGUUUCACCAGGUAGAUCCAUAUGACAUCAGGAUUGCCUUCAGUCAGAAAUCUUGAAGUGCAGCUUUGCUGGGUGGGUCUCUGAAGAAUUUGAAGGAGUUUUGUAGAUAGGGCGUGUUUACCUUUGUCAAAGUAGUGAGUGUAAUGCCUCUUCCCUGCUAAUGUGCUUACGUUCUCUUGGACUGCAACAUCAUAAAGCAUGGCGCACAUACUGAAGACACUCAACAGCUGGUUUUGGUGGGAGAAUAUCUGGAUGCCCAUCAAUGUCACGUGGGCACAUUUUGUAGACCGUGAUGGACUUGUCUUUCCAAAAGCACAUCAGUUAUAUGCCACAAUUCCAUAUGCUUUUGUAUUGCUGAUUAUCCGGUUCUUCAGUGAAAGAUACAUUGCUAUGCCUCUAGCAAAAGCCUUAGGUAUAAAGAACGUAAGACGUGUGAAGCCACAGCCUAAUCCUGUUUUAGAGAGUUAUUUCCGGGAGUGCUCAAAACAUCCAUCCCAAUCAGAUAUUCAAGGCCUUGCCAAGAAGUGCAACUGCACUGUCCACUUGGUGGAAAAGUGGUUCAGGAGACGGCGAAACCUGGAGAUCCCAACAGUGCUUCGGAAAUUCCAGGAAGCUUUCUGGCGAUUUUCAUUCUAUCUCACAUCCUCCAUUGCUGGAUUUAUAUUUCUGUGUGAUAAACCAUGGUUUUACGACAUCUGGCAGACGUGGGUUGGUUACCCAUUUCAGACCUUGCUGCCAUCCCAGUAUUGGUACUACAUGGCUGAGAUUAGUUUUUACUGGUCUCUCUUAUUUACACUGGGGAUUGACAACAAAAGGAAGGAUUUUCUGGCUCAUGUCGUUCAUCACUUGGCAGCCAUUGGGUUGAUGAGUGGCUCUUGGUGCGCUAAUUAUGUGCGUCUGGGGACACUGGUGAUGUUUGUGCACGAUACUGCAGAUUUCUGGCUUGAGGCAGCCAAAAUGUUUAAUUACGCUCACUGGGAGAAAACCUGCAAUGUGCUCUUUAUCAUCUUUUCUAUCGCAUUCUUCAUCACAAGAAUCAUCCUGUUUCCCUUCUGGAUUCUUCGUGCCACGUUGUAUCAGCCUACGUACUACUCCACGACUCCUGUCAUAGCAUAUUUUCUGUUCAAUGGGCAGCUGUUGAUCCUCCAAGGCUUGCAUUUAUACUGGGGUUACUUAAUUCUCAAGAUUCUGAAAAGGUUCAUUUUCUUAAAGGACUUGAAAGAUGAUCGGAGUGAUGAAGAGGAGGAAGAUUCUGUUACAGAUAAUGAAGAGGAGUCCAUAAAGAAUGGCAACAAGAACAGCUGUGGGUCAAGCAAACAUCUCCUAAACAGCAGUCACCACUAGCCCCUUUCUGCCUCACCUCCUGCAGUGAUUUCUGCUCUGGUUUUUACCCAACCUACAGGAUAGAAUUUAAGUCAAAAUUCUUAUGAGAGACUGUGAUUGAUUUAUUGUUGGCUACUGGACCUGGAAAAAAGCCCAGUUUAGAGGGAAGGGAAAAAUAGUGUAACAUGACAAAACGUGUUAAUGACCCGCUUUGAGAAUCAUUGUGAAGUGUUUGGAAAGAUGUUUGGACACACUGAGUGACAGUGCUCCACAAGGUCAAAGCUCAAGAGCCUCAGAUCAUUUAGUGUCCCAAUUCUAACACUGUUUGUCGACCUGGUAUAAGAUCUGUUUCACCAAGUGGUUUAAUUCACAGAUGUUUUGUGGUAGGUAAGUAGUGUGAAUUGCAUUAGGAACCAAGAUUACUCAAUGUGGGAAAAAUUUUGACAGUGGUAUACUGUGCAUUUUCCUCUUUACUUUUCAGUUUAAACCCUCAUCAAAAUAGCUAUUUUUUGGGUUAGAUUUCAUUUCCUGGAGGCCAGUGGAAGCUAACACAAAGGAAGACAAAUUACUUGCCUCUGAAGAGCUGGCUUCACUGCAGAAAUAGAGUCUUUCUCCAAAAUAUGCUGUAUGAUAGAUGGCUCAAAACUUGUGUUCCAAGAUUUACCUGUCAAGGAAAUCACUGUUAAAAUAGCAAAACUCAGCCUCAAUUCUCCAUUGGGCUCUGGGUUUCAUCUCUGUCAUUCUGGCCUCAUCUUAGGAGCAAGUCCACUAAGUUCUGUUUUGUGGUUCCUGUGUGUUCACUGCAUGUAUCUGGGCUCUGGGGGAGCAUGGGACUAGCAGGGAAUGUCAUAUUGUCAGUGCUGUGAAUUCAUUUGAUACCAGGAUCUAUAUUUCUAUCUCUGCUCUUUCUGAAAGUCAGGAAUCACACUGGCUAGAGCCCAACUUGAAUGCAUGUGACUUAGGCCACAUACCAUUGUUUGUGCUGUAAGAAGUUGUCGUGGCUGAAGGAACAGUGGGUGUUUCAUCAGCUUCUUGUACCAGAAGUGCCUCUGUCCUGUUUGCACUUUUAUUUUAAGGCUAGUGCAGAGUGCAGCAGCUUUUUUAGUCCUGGGGCUUACCAAUGAGAGCCUUGGGCCUUUUAAAUAGGAUGGUGCAAGGCUCAUUUCCAGAUGCAUUAGCUCACAAAGUUGUAAGUGAUUUGUGUCAUGAGUUUUAGAGGUGAGAGGCUCUCUAUGUGGUUCUACAGUAGCUGAGAUCAUCUGGUGAACUAAAUCCAGUAGCUUGAGAGAGACCAGGGGACCACUGCUACAACAGCCUUAAUGCUGAGCUUUUGGUUUGGAAAGGUUCUUUUCCCCUUACGGGUGCUCAGGCAGGAAAUUGGUGAUCUAUGGGAAGCACCAUAUGACUGACUUGUUUUCCCAAGAUUUCCUUGGCAAAGAGGGAUAAGGUUCAGUGAAAGAAUGGGAAAUGUUUGGGAUCUUGGAUAUGAAGAAGGAAACUUGUUCCAUGCAGUUACAAGGAGCUAUAGGAGUACUUCAUUACAGAGGCUGGCAGGGUGAAAGUAUCUUCAUAUGGUCUGGUCAGCUAGGCCGUGUUUAAUUUUGUGCUUAUAUUAUGGACCAUGUAAUACCCCAAAUGUUUAUGUUUCACCACAAAGAGAACUUACUGAGAAAGGAGAAUGGCCUCCAGCUUCUGAGAAGGAUGGAAAUGUGCAGCAGUGCAAUGGGACUCCUGUGGUUAAGAAGGGUUUCUUGGGCUGAGCAGGCAGAAUUCCCUCGAUAGCUGUUGUAUAGCAGUGUGCUUCCUUACAUAGCUGGGGAGAAUACCUUAAAUACUGCAGUGUGGGUUUAUUGGAAGCGUGAGUACUUAUUACACCAUCUAAAGCAACUGGUGAGUUUGGCAGGGUCACAGUUGCUUAUCAGGGCCUGUUUAUUGCCUACAUGUAAAGAACUGGCCUUUCCUGACAAAACAUAGAAACACAACAUUUUGGAGGCUUUACACUCCCUCUGAUAGCAGUGGAGACAACGAUGCUUUCUUCAAGACAUAAUAGGGGUUUGAGAGGUGGCCAGGGUAUUAUCAUUUAAUGUUGGUGCCAGAAAACAUUCCUGCUAUGAGUAGGAAAGGAAUUCGGGAAAGGAAACAUGAAGAAUGAAGUUGUCACAGGAGUGAGCCUCUGAACAACUACUGAGUUUUACACUGGGAUUUAUAGUCUGAUUUCGGGCAAAUCUUGCCCUUCCUACUUGGAUGAGUUUCCCACUGAAGCCAAUUAACUCCACUGGAGUCUUGCCAAGGAAAAAGUUUGGAUUGCCGUUAUCCAGCUUAAUUACAAGACCUGUUGUUUUAAAUCAAUGUGAAACUUAGGAUCUUAGAGGAAGAGUAAAAGGUAGAUAAAGACAUUCAAACAUCAUUAACUAUUGAGGCAAAGUUUUGGUGAAUACAGAAUAACAUCCUGAAGGUGAAGGUUAGAUCUAAGCACAGUAAACAACCAAGUAACUCCAUCACACUGCAGUUAGGGUCAUGGGACCUCCUGGGGGUUACUGUCAUGCCCAGCUGAAGUGAUGAAACGUGAAAACUCUGGAUGUAAACCAGUAGGCACUGGGGAUGAAUACCCACAGCAUGGAAAGAAGUGGGAACAGACUGUCCCAGUGGGACUGGACACAUGAGAUUUGUCAUUCUGGAGGUUAUGUGUGUUUCAUCUUCUUAUGGUUAGAAACCCAGAAACAAGAAGCUGAGGGCGUGGGGAACAUGAUUCAUGCUAAAUAAAUUGAUGUCAUGGUGCUUCCAGAUCUUCAGUCUAUUCAAUGCCCUUAACUUUUUAUUCUUACCGUGUAAAGAGUCUCCAAAUGCAAGUACAGCACAGUUGCAGGUAAUGUGUGUGAGCACAGAUGAUAGACUCUACAUUACUUUCACCAAUCGAUGGUAAAAGUGGGUCCUGAUUUAAUGAUUUGAUGCUGUCUGGUUCUGCUGUGUCACUUUGACCAUGCCAAAAUACUUAUGGUUGAAUUAAGGACUGAAAAUGAAAUCUUAGUCCAUUGGACUCAGCAGAAUCUUUUCUGUUGCAUUUAAUCCGCUGAGUUUUGGUCAGGUUCUCCUUCCCGUGUACCCCAUGCUGCCUCUGUACUUGUUUACUACAUAGAUUUACCCAUCUACUUGGAUGUGAUUUACAGAUCUCCUUUAUUCCACAAAACUCAUUCUGUCAAUGUGUAUUGCUCAGGAUAAUGACCUUUACUUGUUCUUAAUGGCACUGAAUUUGUCUGGUCUGUUGUGCUCCACACUAGAGACACAUAUUUUUUAACAUCAGGUAUCUAUGUAAGAAUUGCCUUGUUUUCCUCACCUCUUCCUCUCUGCUUUCCAUUCCCUCCCAGCUUUUCCGGGAGGGCCUGAUCUGAAGUUAUGUUUAUUUGAGGAAUGUUGGAAUAAUGUACAAAUACAGGGAGAAUUCUUUGUU
Messenger RNA from Melopsittacus undulatus (budgerigar), 4828 nucleotides. It is a transcript of the gene CERS3, whose product is annotated as ceramide synthase 3. Gene Ontology annotation, cellular component: membrane. The transcript is spliced from 11 exons. Gene Ontology annotation, biological process: ceramide biosynthetic process. Lineage: Eukaryota; Metazoa; Chordata; Aves; Psittaciformes; Psittaculidae. The record is from RefSeq and is a predicted model, not a curated record. Gene Ontology annotation, molecular function: DNA binding; sphingosine N-acyltransferase activity. Bases 256 to 1401 code for a protein of 381 amino acids.